This is a messenger RNA of Closterium sp. Yama58-4, 876 nucleotides long. The record is from the annotation of a GenBank genome assembly. Lineage: Eukaryota; Viridiplantae; Streptophyta; Zygnematophyceae; Desmidiales; Closteriaceae.
AUGUCUAAGCGGAACAAUAGGGAGGGUGGCGCUGGCGCCAAAAAAACUAAUGCGUCCGUCGCGCGUGGCAAGGGGAUAAAAAAAGUGGCGGCAAAGAAGGUCGCGCGCGGUCAAGAGAAGUCCGGCAGGAAGGCGGAAGACGACGGGAAGCAACCAACGGCACGCAAGCGUGUUUCUACAGUGAACAAAGAGGCGGAUCAUGCCUCUGCUGGAACCGAGCCCGGUCCGACUAACGACGGCACCAGUGGCGGCAACAAAGAUGCGGCGCGAGGGAGCGCAAGUCUUGCAGUCCCGUCGGCGGAGAAAGAGGGAUCGGCGACAGGGGGAAACCACAGAGGCGAUCCCCGCGCCGAGCAUGCCGCAACCAAGGAGUCCGAGGCGGAGGCAUCACAACACAAUCUGACGCUGCUCCAGCCGACCGUGGUCGAAAUUUCUGCUGCCGUGCUGGAUAAGGACAAGGUGGAGGAGCACGAGUCAAUGGAGGAUCUUAACCACAGCAUCGCCAAAGUCGACCUUGGUGACGCCGAGGAGGAGGAUAAUGAGGAGGAGGAUGCGGAGGAAGAGGAAGAUGAAGAGGUUGCGGAGGAGGAUGACGCGGAUGUUGGGGAGGAUGAAAAUGAUGAGAACGAUGGCGGAGGGGACAAAGAGGAGGAGGAUGAGGAUGAGGACGAGGAGGGCAGCGACGAUGAUGAGGAGGAGGAGGAGGAGGAGGAGGAGGAGGAGGAGGAGGAGGAGGAGGAGGAGGAGGAGGAGGAGGAAGAGCAGGGGGACGACGAUGACGAGGAUGAGGAGGAGGAGGAGGAGGAGGAGGAGGAGGCAGAGAGGAAGAGGAGGAGGAGGAAGAGGAGGAGGAGGAGGCGAACAUGGCGGCAGUGA